Penicillium brevicompactum is the source of this 1851-nucleotide messenger RNA. RefSeq lists its product as uncharacterized. Gene Ontology annotation, biological process: amino acid transmembrane export from vacuole. NCBI's taxonomy places the organism in Eukaryota, Fungi, Ascomycota, Eurotiomycetes, Eurotiales, Aspergillaceae. Gene Ontology annotation, molecular function: transmembrane transporter activity. The record is from RefSeq and is a predicted model, not a curated record. The transcript is spliced from 3 exons. The coding region runs from base 1 to 1851 and encodes 616 amino acids.
AUGCUGUCUUCUAUAUCGGCCGCCUUUGCACCGGCACCCGAAGGUUCACAGCAACGGCCCCCUCGGUAUGCCGGCGAGGAUACUACCCCGACCACCCGCCGAGAGAUCCUGGGCUGGUAUUCCUAUGGCAUUGCUGCGGAAGUGUUUGCGGUCUGCGGCGUAGGCUCCUUCCUACCACUCACGCUGGAGCAACUAGCCCGCGAACGCGGCACCCUCCAAAAGAGCCAUCUACCAUGCACCGGACCCUCGGCGGGAAACAGCACGAACGAUGCCGCGAAUGGACAGUGUGUUGUCCCGGUCUUUGGACUUGAAAUCAACACCGCGAGCUUCGCCAUGUAUACCUUCUCAUUGGCAGUGCUGAUUCAGGCAUUGACAUUGAUCUCGUUCAGCGCGCUGGCAGACUACGAGGACAUGAACGUUAACGACAGGGUUCUCCGGUCGCGGUUUCUAGAAAACAAUCGCAAAACCUUGCUCAUGGUAUUCGGAUUUGCCGGUUCCCUGGCUAGCAUGUUGUUCGUGUUUAUCGCUCCGCCUGUGUUUAUCCUGGGUUCCAUCCUUGUGGUCGUGGGUGUGACCUGCCUUGGCUCUUCAUUUGUCGUCCUCAAUUCCUACCUCCCGGUCCUAGUCGCCAAUGAUUCUUCUCUUCAAGCCAGCAAGACGAACGAAGACGCGGAGUUGUCGACCUUCGACCCAGACGGCGAAAGCCCCGAAUGGAACGCAUGGGAUAGCGACGGCGACAAUGACAGCUUGGAUGGACUGAACCCAUCGCACCAGCCCAACCACUCGCCGGAAGAGGGCAAGGGAGCCCGGUCUCCGUCCUCCUCGCCGGAGCUGCAGUUGUCCACCAAGAUUUCGUCCCGGGGCAUUGGUCUCGGCUACUGCGCCGCCGUCUUUGUGCAGAUCAUCAGUAUAAUCAUGCUCGUCACGCUCUCCAAGACGUCUCUUGUCAAUGUCUCGGCCACUCUUCCCAUGCGGUUUGUCUUGCUCCUGGUCGGUAUCUGGUGGGGUGCGUUCACGCUGGUCACUCGUCAGUUGCUGAAGACCCGACCGGGGCCUCCGCUCGACAGUGUCUCUACGCAAGGUACCGCACGCUGGAGGGCCUGGCUGCGACUGAUGGGAUUCGCCUGGAAGUCAUUGUGGGAAACGGUCAAAGUAGUGAUGAAAUUGCGAGAGGUGCUCAUCUUCCUCGUAGCAUGGUUCCUGCUCUCGGAUGCCAUUGCCACGGUUUCGGGCACGGCGAUCCUGUUCGCGCGCACGGAGCUCAAGUUGAGCACGCCACUGGUCGGACUUCUCUCCAUCACCGCGACCGUGUCCGGGAUGAUGGGUGCAUUCCUGUGGCCACACGUGUCUCGGCACUUUGGACUACAAUCCAACCACACUAUCAUUGUCUGCAUUGUCCUGUUUGAGAUGAUUCCGUUGUACGGGUUGUUGGCUUACAUCCCGUUCAUCAAAAAUUGGGGCGUUAUUGGCUUGCAACGGCCGUGGGAGAUCUUCCCGCUGGCCAUCGUCCACGGAAUCGUGUCGGGCGGGUUGGCGUCCUAUUGCCGAUCGUUUUUCGGGCUCUUGAUCCCGCCUGGGAACGAGGCUGCGUUUUACGCUCUCUAUGCCGCGACUGACAAAGGUAGCUCUUUUAUUGGACCGGCAAUUGUGGGGAUUUUAGUGGAUGCUACCGGUCAAGUCCGGAGUGGAUUUUUCUUUAUUGCUAUUCUCAUAGUUCUGCCUAUUCCGCUGGUAUGGAUGGUGAACGCGGACAAAGGACGCCGCGAAGGUUUGGCCAUGGCUGAGACCCUGAAGUCACAUGGUCCUGCCAAUUCCCAGGAGGCUGAAGGUCUCCUGGCGAGUCACGAUUGA